AUGGCCUCAACCUGGAAUAUGCUCCUGGCCUAUCCAGAGCUAGCCGUGGGCAACGAUAUGCUUUACGAUAAAUGGAUAUACUCCUCAAAAGACAUCAUACCACCUGUUGAAGCUGCCGUGAUUCGUGCAGUGGCGGAAAUUGAGUUUGUCGGCUUCCGAAUCGUCGAAUGGCCUUAUGCCAGCUUUAGCACGCCAUCUGUGAUACUCUUGGUCGGGAGCACAGUGGUCUUUGGUCUCUUUGUUAUCGUUUCCCAAGCCAUAUAUCGAGACUGGGGAGUUGCUUAUACGGCAGGCGCCUUCUAUGUGGCUUUGGCUGGGGUUCUGACGACCUGGAUUGCUUGGACAUCGACUGCCUAG
Messenger RNA from Colletotrichum acutatum, 357 nucleotides. RefSeq lists its product as uncharacterized. Bases 1 to 357 code for a protein of 118 amino acids. Lineage: Eukaryota; Fungi; Ascomycota; Sordariomycetes; Glomerellales; Glomerellaceae. The transcript is spliced from 2 exons. The record is from RefSeq and is a predicted model, not a curated record.